Messenger RNA from Salvia miltiorrhiza (redroot sage), 4946 nucleotides. Its product is annotated as lysine-specific demethylase ELF6. Gene Ontology annotation, cellular component: nucleus. Gene Ontology annotation, molecular function: histone H3K4me/H3K4me2/H3K4me3 demethylase activity. The transcript has 7 exons. The coding region runs from base 557 to 4645 and encodes 1362 amino acids. NCBI's taxonomy places the organism in Eukaryota, Viridiplantae, Streptophyta, Magnoliopsida, Lamiales, Lamiaceae. The record is from RefSeq and is a predicted model, not a curated record. Gene Ontology annotation, biological process: chromatin remodeling.
AAUAAUUUGCCGCGCGCGUCGCCGGCGCUAUAUUGCGCGCUACGAGCACCGCGCACACCCCCCAUAAGAUAUUCGCGGUGGGCCCGACUAAUAAAACAUAAAUUUAAACCUCCCAACAGCCUAGCAACAGUGAAAUACACGCCGCGCUCACGUUAGCCACUGCGCAUCCUUACAAUCCCGCGGUCUAUCUUGCGCACACUGAUUUUCUCCCAAAUCAAAAAACCUAGACCCCUCCACCUCAAAAAUUCAUGCUCGCAUUGGAACUCCAAUCCUUCUCGAUUCGGUUGAAGAUAGAGGUUUUCCUGUUCUCAAUUUAUGCUGUAAUACGUCGAAUUUAUCGUGCUCCAUAAAUUGUUGUCAAUCUCUGCUUGUAUCUGUUAAGGGAAUUGGUUAAAGAAACAAAUGUAGUUUCAUUUCAGUGGAAAUAGAAAACCCAUGACAAAAUUUCGGUCCAAAUUGUUUCUUUAGUAGUUCCUCUUGUAUAGUUUAGUGCAUUAGCUUAUACUCGGUGUUGUAGUGCAAGUGAUGCCAAGAUUUGAAGUUUCUGGGUGCUAAAAUGAAGAAUGUUGAAAUACCCAAAUGGCUUGAGAGGUUGCCUUUGGCGCCUGAAUUCCACCCGACCGAUACUGAAUUCGCCGACCCAAUUGCUUACAUAUCUAAGAUAGAGAAAGAGGCGAGUGCUUUUGGCAUUUGUAAAGUGAUUCCGCCAUUGCCAAAGCCGUCUAGAAAGUAUGUACUUCAUAACUUGAAUAAGUCUCUUUCCAAGUGUCCGGAAUUGGAUGGGGAUGUGAAUCUUGUUUCGUCGUCGAAGACAGAUGGUGAUGUUAGGAAUAAUUGUGAUAGAAAGUAUAGGGCCGUGUUCACUACAAGGCAGCAAGAAUUGGGCUGUGAGAAGGGGAAAAAGGUGAAGGAGGCGCUCGGGGAUCACUUGCUUGGGGCUCAAAAGCAGGUUUGGCAGAGUGGGGAAGUUUAUACACUCGAGCAGUUUGAGGCGAAGGCCAAGACUUUCGCUAAGAGUACGCUGGGGGUAGUGAAGGAUGUCAAUCCCCUAGUUAUUGAGACCAUGUUCUGGAAAGCUACUUUGGAGAAGCCUAUAUAUGUGGAGUAUGCUAAUGAUGUGCCUGGCUCUGGAUUUAGUGAGCCUGAAGGACUGUUGCGUUAUUUUGACAGACGUAGAAGGAGGAGGAAAACGAGGAAGAGGAACUCGUUUGACAGGAAUAAUUUAGGUAACUCUGACAGCAAGAUUGAUCAAGUAGAAAAAGUGAAUAAUGUUAGCGAUAAUAAAGAUUCAGGCAGCCAGAACAAACCUAGUUCCUGUACGGAGACCGUGUUGAAUUCUGUACCAUCACAUCGUACCAAUGAUGAUGCUUCUUUUUCUGGCCAAAAAGAUUUUCAAGAUAGGAGCGAGAUGGAAGGUACUGCUGGAUGGAAGCUUUCAAAUAGUCCUUGGAAUUUGCAAGUCAUGGCUAGGUCAGCAGGAUCACUGACACGUUUCAUGCCAGAUGAUAUUCCUGGUGUAACGUCUCCCAUGGUUUAUAUUGGAAUGUUAUUCAGUUGGUUUGCUUGGCAUGUAGAAGAUCACGAACUUCAUAGCUUGAAUUUCCUUCACGUGGGCUCCCCCAAGACUUGGUAUGCAGUGCCAGGAGACCAUGCUUUCAACUUCGAAGAAGCCAUUCGUCUUCAUGCCUAUGGAGGAAAUCCUGAUCGGUUGGUUGCUCUAUCUCACUUGGGGGAAAAGACCACUGUUUUGUCGCCAGAAAUUAUUGUUGCAUCGGGCAUCCCGUGCUGCAGGCUGGUGCAGUACCCUGGUGAAUUUGUUGUGACUUUUCCAAGAGCUUACCACAUAGGAUUCAGCCAUGGUUUCAAUUGUGGAGAAGCUGCUAAUUUUGGAACAUCUAAGUGGCUUGCAAUAGCUAAGGAAGCUGCUGUUCGCAGAGCUGCCAUGAAUUACCUUCCUAUGCUUUCUCAUCAGCAACUGUUGUACUUGUUAACCAUGUCUUUCAUUUCAAGAAUACCAAGAUCCUUACUGCCUGGGGUACGAAGCUCACGUUUAAGAGAUCGUCUAAAGGAAGAAAGAGAAUUGUCCGUAAAGAGAGCAUUUAUAGAAGAUAUCUUGCAUGAAAACAGUCGGCUGGCCAUUCUUCUUCAAAGAAAUUCCUGCUAUCAUGCAGUUCUAUGGGAUGUUGAUUCACUGCCAUCUACAAGUAAAGAAUCUGAACUCUGCCAGGAUGCAGAUGCUUCUGUAUUGACAUCAGUCGGAGAAAAUUCUUCUCCGAAAGAUGACGAUGUACAUGAUGCCAACGAGCUGAGCAAGUAUAUUAGUUCAGUUGGUUAUGAUCUUGAUGAUGAUGACUUGUCAUACGAUUUUCAAAUAGAAUCCGGGACUUUACCUUGUGUAGCUUGUGGUAUCCUUGGUUUCCCAUUUAUGGCAGUUGUGCAACCAUCUGACAUAGCAUCGAUUGAUCUUCUGCGUGCCGAUUCCCUUGCUGUUUCUGUGGAAUCUGCUCGUGCCUGUAAUAUGGUGGAAGGUUCUACUGAAGAUGCAAAGAUGAAAUCUAAGUUAAGCAAAAAGGAUCUCCACCAUGUUGUCAAAGCAUCCUUAGCUGCCAAAAAAAGUCGGUCUUCGAACCAUGAUUGCUCUCCAUCUUCAAAUCAUGAAGCUGUUUCGCCGAAAGUAAAGAUUGCCAUGGGAUGGGACCUUUCUAACGUAUCUCUAAAACCAAGGAUAUUCUGCCUAGAGCAUGCGAUUGAAAUUGAAGAAUUGUUGAGUUCAAGAGGCGGAGCAAAUGUUCUUGCGAUUUGUCAUUCAGACUUUCAGAAAAUAAAGGCCCAUGCUGCGGUCAUUGCGGAGGAGAUUGCUGUUCCUUUCAGUUACACUGAGAUACUGCUAGAUAAUGCUUCUCCCAAAGAUCUGAACUUGAUCGAUAUUGCCAUUGACAGAGAAGAACAAGUUGUCUGCGUAGAAGACUGGACGUCGCUGUUGAAUAUCAAUCUACAGCAUUGUGUGAAGAUGAAAAGGAGUUCUCCAUCUGCAGAUGUUCGGCAUUUACUGAGUUUGGGCGGAUUGUUUCACGAUGCAACCCCUAUUUUAGAUGCAUCCCACACAAAGUGGCUGUCACGGAAACUACGCUCGAAGCGCCAUCAGAAACGUCUCUUGCAAAGUAAACCUCCCCGCGGCUGUGAAGCAGCCAAGGUAGAUAUGAAUAGGGGAAAAAAGCAUCAAACAGCUAAGAAAGAUAAUAAGCUUAUCCAAUAUUCGAGAAAGAGAUACAAGGUCUGUGCUUCUGCAGGAACGCACGACCGGGGAGGCUCCAAUAACCUCGUUGCACGAGAUAUUUCAGAUGAAAAGAUAGCCAAAAGUACCCCUGGUGUAGAAAUUGAAGGGAAAACGGCAUCUGAACACCCGAUGGCUUCUUCUUUUGAAUCUCACUCUGCAAAUUCCACUGUUGCUUCCACACUGAUUGAGACUACUUCGGACAAAUUUGGUGGUUUGUGUCAUGAAAUCAAGACAGCUGAUGGCGGCAGCCAGAAAAGUGAGAGGUGUUAUUAUUCUGAGACUGUUGGUUCCACUACAGAUAAAAAUGGGAUGGAUGAUGUUGCAGAAGAUGAAGUUCCAAGAGAGGGAGAAAUUGUCGAUGAAGCUGCUGUACCAAGCGAAGCUUGUAAUCGGCUGGCAGAAAAUGAUUGUGCAAUGCCGGAUAAUGUUCAAUCUGAUGGAUGUUGUGAGAUUGAAGAAGCAUCUAGACACAGCGACUCUUCAAACUCUUCAGAUGACGAGCAGAUUGAAGCAACAUCGGAUCAACAUGCUGCGGACAGUAAGGUAUCAAAUUCCUCGAGUUCUGAAGGUCAGCAGCGUGUACAGACAGAUGGAGAUAAUGAUAUUGAUGAUGAUGAUGAUCAAGAGAGAGUUAUUUCAAGUCGUACAACCUCUGCCUCGAGGCUUGAAAAUUGUGGAGGUGAGACGAAUGUAGCCAGCAAGACCGCCUCUCCGUUGCAGGACAAUGGUGUCGAUGAUUCCAAAACUGUGCUGCAAUCCCUACCUAAUACAGAAGUUGGAAGCAAAAGGAAAAGGAAAAGAGAACUACUUGGCCUGCAAUUAGAUGAUCGCUUCCAUUUCAGCAGCUUUACCAGAAGUCCGUGUGAAGGAUUGAGACCUCGAGCAAGAGAAGAUGCAUCUACUCGUACUACUGACAACGGGGAGCCAGACGAGGAAGCACCGACAGUGAAGAAGUCGAGGAAGGCUGCAGAUCAGCCCGUCCCUCGCAAGGACAAGAAAGAAAACACAAAGGGACGUUAUAAGUGUGAGUUAGACGGCUGCACAAUGAAGUUUCGGACAAAGGCAGAGCUACUCCUGCACAAAGGAAACCAGUGCCCCGUCGACGGGUGCAGAAAGAAAUUCAACUCCCACAAAUACGCGACACAACACCAGCGCGUCCACGACGAUGAUAGGCCUCUGAAAUGCCCCUGGGAUGGCUGCACGAUGUCGUUCAAGUGGGCCUGGGCGAGGACUGAGCAUCUACGCGUGCAUACGGGAGAAAGGCCGUAUGCCUGCAAAAUCAAGGGAUGCGGUCUUACCUUCAGAUUCGUAUCAGAUUUCAGUCGGCAUAGAAGGAAAACCGGGCAUUACGUAAGCCCGCCAAAGUAGGGACUCGUCUUUCUCCUGCAGAAGAUCAUUUUACGUGUUAUCAGUAAGCAGAGUCACAGAUUUCUUGAGCGAACGAGCUUAAGAAUCGUGUAAGACAGUAAGGUACGAUCUAAUCUGGUAAUAGCUUAGGUUAGGAAGAUGAAACUGUUGUAAGUAAGCCAUUUAUAUCUGUUGUUGAACCUUCUACUUUUUGUCUGUGCAAUGCAAAAACAUUGAAAUCUUAAUUGUAUUGAUAAUUGGAAUUUUUAGCUGUUGAUUAUUUGGUUACCAGGAAAUUUAACAUUGCUACUGUUUCUUGGAA